Molecule: messenger RNA, 402 nt
Organism: Schistosoma intercalatum
Lineage: Eukaryota; Metazoa; Platyhelminthes; Trematoda; Strigeidida; Schistosomatidae
Source: the annotation of a GenBank genome assembly
AAAUAAGUGAAGUAUCUUCUCUUAUUCUUUUAUUAUUAUUAUAAAAACAGAAUUGAUUGACUAUUGAUUUGAAUCCUGAAUAUGUUCCGGAGAAUAUUAUUAUCUAUUUGGUUUAUUAUAUCUUUAUUCAUUACAAAUGGAAGAAUUGAAAUAACCGCUGAACAAUAUAUAAAUGCAUUUGAUCAAUUUGAUAAUCUUAGUAAAAUAUAUCAAGAAAUGAAAGAUACACUUGGUAAUCUAACGAAAGAAGUACUGGUAACUGACAUCACAGGUUCCGCAAAGAAAUCGAUUUCGAAUGGAUUAUUGACUAGUACUUCAAUUGCAUUAUUCAUUAUCAUUACCUUGAAAUAAACCUGUACAAAUCUAGUUCAAUAUAAAUACAUAUAUAUAUAUGGAUCAGAA